This is a messenger RNA of Penicillium maclennaniae, 1092 nucleotides long. Its product is annotated as putative transcriptional regulator. Gene Ontology annotation, cellular component: nucleus. The record is from RefSeq and is a predicted model, not a curated record. NCBI's taxonomy places the organism in Eukaryota, Fungi, Ascomycota, Eurotiomycetes, Eurotiales, Aspergillaceae. The coding region runs from base 1 to 1092 and encodes 363 amino acids. The transcript is spliced from 2 exons.
AUGGCGCCACAGUAUAAGCUCUCCGAUUCGGAGUCUGAAUCCGAUAACUCUCUCGCUCGACUUCUAUCCGACGAGGCUCUGGAGAAAGGGCUGCGCGAUGAAGUUGCCAGGAUCUACGCGUCGGGGAACAUGGAGAACCUGACCGUGAAGCGCGUGCGCCUCGCCGCUGAAAAGAAAUUGGGUCUUACAGAGGGUUUCUUCAAGACUACAGAUGAUUGGAAAACGAGGAGUGACCAGAUAAUCAAGGAGGAAGUGGAGAAUCAAGACAAUGGAUCGAAAGAGAAAGAAUCGCAGCCUGUCGAGAAAUCGCCUUCGCCUCCACCCUCGCCUCAGAAGGCCGCUAAGCGAGCAAAAGCCGAGAAUGCUCCUAAGCCGAGGAAGCGCCAGAAGACACAGACUCCCAUUUCGAAGAAUUCCGAGGAUGAGGUAUCUGACAAAAUAGAUGAUGAAAGUGAGGAAGAGGUGGCAAAGCCACAGAAGCGAAAGGUGCCCAUGAAGAAGGAUACCAAGCCGAAACCCAGGAAAGAAGAAUCGCCCGAAGCUUCAGAUGUCCCCGAUGAAAACCCCGACACUGCCAAACCGACUGUGGAAGCUGCGAUUGAUGAUUCCGAAAGUGAGAUGUCUGUGGUCCUGGACGAGGAGCCUAAGCCUGCGCGCAAGAGGUCAAAGAGCACCGACACCGCCGGAAAGAAAGAGAAAAAGAAGGGCAUGCCUAAACCCAAAGGUAAAGAGCUGGAAGUUGACCCAGACCAGGAAGAGAUCAAGAGAUUACAAGGCUGGCUUGUCAAGUGCGGGAUACGGAAAAUGUGGUGGCGAGAGCUUCAGCCGUAUGAGACUCCGAAGGCGAAGAUCAAGCAUUUGAAACAAAUGCUCGAGGACGCAGGAAUGAAGGGUCGGUAUUCUUUGGAAAAGGCCAAAGCGAUCCGCGAUGAAAGGGAGCUCAAGGCAGAUCUGGAAAUGAUCCAGCAGGGGGCAAAGCAAUGGGGCACUGGCGGAGAGCAAGGUAGCGAUGAACCUCCGCCGCGUCGGGCUGCUGCGCGAGGCCGACAGGCGCUCGCAUUUCUGGAGGAUGAGGAUGAAGAAAGUGAUUAA